GGCGGCAGCGGCUCAGGCGGUUCGAGGGGACUCACCUGCUGCAGGUGCUCGGGGCGGACCUGACCUGGACGAGCGAGGACGGGCGCAGGGCCGGCCACUGGGGGACGAUGCAGCAGGAGCGGACCGUGCGGCUGCAGUACGGGAGCCGCGUGGAGGCGGUGUACGUGCUGGGCACGCACCUCUGGACCGAUGUCUACAGUGCGGCCCCCGCCGAGGCCCAGACCUUCAGCCUGAAGCACUCAGAGCGCGUGCGGGUAGAGGUGGUGCGUGACGGGCAGGCCGAGGAGGUGGCCGCCAACGGCAAACAGCGCUGGCUUCUGUCGCCCAGCACCACGCUGCGGGUCACUAUGAGCCAGGCGAGCACCGAGGCCAGCAGCGACAAGGUCACCGUCAACUACUACGAGGAGGAGGGGAGCAUGCCCAUUGACCAGGCUGGGCUCUUCCUCACGGCCAUCGAGAUCUCCCUGGAUGUGGACGCAGACCGGGACGGCGUGGUGGAGAAGAACAACCCAAGAAAGGCAUCCUGGACCUGGGGCCCUGAGGGCCAGGGGGCCAUCCUGCUGGUGAACUGUGACCGAGACACGCCCUGGUUGCCCAAGGAGGAUUUGAACGACGAGAAGGUCUACAGCAAGGAAGACCUCAAGGACAUGUCCCAGAUGAUCCUGCGGACCAAAGGCCCAGACCGCCUCCCCGUGGGAUAUGAGAUCGUUCUCUACAUUUCCAUGACAGACUCGGACAAAGUGGGCGUGUUCUACGUGGAGAACCCUUUCUUCGGCCAGCGUUACAUCCACAUCCUGGGCCGACGGAAGCUCUACCACGUGGUCAAGUACACGGGCGGCUCCGCAGAGCUGCUGUUCUUUGUGGAAGGCCUGCGUUUUCCCGACGAGGGCUUCCCGGGCCUGGUGUCCAUCCACGUCAGCCUGCUGGAGUACAUGGCCGAGGAGAUUCCCCUGACUCCUAUCUUCACGGACACUGUGGUGUUCCGGAUUGCUCCGUGGAUCAUGACCCCCAACAUCCUGCCUCCCUUGUCCGUGUUCGUGUGCUGCAUGAAGGACAAUUACUUGUUCCUGAAAGAGGUGAAGAACCUGGUUGAGAAAACCAACUGUGAACUAAAGGUCUGCUUCCAGUAUGUGAAUCGAGGCGACCGCUGGAUCCAGGAUGAAGUUGAGUUUGGCUACAUAGAGGCCCCCCAUAAAGGCUUCCCCGUGGUACUGGACUCCCCCCGAGAUGGAUACCUGAAGGACUUCCCAAUGAAGCAGCUUCUGGGCCCAGAUUUCGGCUACGUGACCCGGGAGCCCCUCUAUGAGCCUGUUACCAGCCUCGAUUCCUUUGGGAACCUGGAGGUCAGUCCACCAGUGACUGUCAACGGCAAGACGUACCCCCUGGGCCGGAUCCUCAUCGGAAGCAGCUUUCCUCUGUCCGGUGGUCGGAGGAUGACCAAGGUGGUGCGGGACUUCCUACAAGCCCAGCAGGUGCAGGCACCCGUGGAGCUCUACUCAGACUGGCUGACCGUGGGCCACGUCGAUGAGUUCAUGACCUUCGUCCCCAUCCCAGGCACAAAGCAAUUCCGGCUGCUCAUGGCCAGUACCUCGGCCUGCUACAAGCUCUUCCGAGAGAAGCAGAGGGAGGGCCACGGGGAGGCCAUCAUGUUCAAAGGCUUGGGCGGGAUGAGCAGCAAACGAAUCACCAUCAACAAGAUUCUGUCCAGCGAGAGUCUCGUGCAAGAGAACCAGUACUUCCAGCGCUGCCUGGACUGGAACCGUGACAUCCUCAAGAAGGAGCUGGGGCUGACAGAGCAGGACAUCAUCGAUCUGCCCGCUCUGUUCAAGAUGGAUGAGAAACGCCAGGCCAGAGCCUACUUCCCAAAUAUGGUGAACAUGAUUGUGCUGGACAAGGACCUGGGCAUCCCUAAGCCGUUCGGGCCCCAGGUGGAGGAGGUAUGCUGCCUGGAGACACACGUGCGCUCCCUGCUGGAGCCCCUGGGCCUCUGCUGCACCUUCGUGGAUGACAUUUCGGCCUACCACAAGUUUCUGGGCGAAGUCCACUGCGGCACCAACGUCCGCAGGAAGCCCUUCGCCUUCAAGUGGUGGCACAUGGUACCCUGAUCUCAGGGGGCUGCCGUGUGCGGGUCUCAGCUCACCCAUAACCCGUAUUGUGGCUGGGCCCGCCCUCGUGGUUCUUUACGAUCGCAAGAUACCCUUCGGCAGUAACUGUCAGGAAACUUUAGGAUUAUUACCUAUGGGACGGCACACUUGGGGCCACACAGCGAGGUCACAGGGAGAGAGAGACCACACAGGCCUGGGGUUCUGCUUUUCUUGGGGGGGGGGGGUCGAGGGGGGGGCCUAGGGUUUUGCGGGCUCGCUCCUAUUGGUGAGCUUAAAACAUAAGAGCUGGAAUUUAAAGCACAGGAAGAGGGAAACCCAGGGGCCCAGAUGGUCAGCUAUAGAAACCAACCAAAUCUAAAACAAAGGAGCCUGGGGGGAGGAAGAAGCCUGGCUUUUUAUCUAGUCCUGUGGCUGGCAAUAUGCCUAGUGCAGAUAGCCUUCUCUAAAGUGGCUACCUCAGCAAUCAAAGCUUAAGUCAGGCACUUGAGCCACCGAAGAGAAAACCCAACUGUCAGGGCUUACACUACAGGUGCCUUGACAAUUCCCUCCUCCCUUCCUUCUCCAGACUCCUUGAACCCCCCAGAGCUUUCCCCUGGCCCGGCAGGGACUUGACAAGGAUUCUGUCCCACUGGGAGCAAGAGGUGAGGAAUCUGAGAUAUCUGUACCUUGUCAUCUCUCAGAAGGGCCCUAGCAUCCACCCAAACCACCCUGGUGAGCCUCAACUCUGUCCUUCCUGAAAACAGCCGUGCACUUGGCCAGUGUCUGUAUAACCCUGAUACGAAAAACAAAAAAGAAAACCAAAACCCUGUACCCAAAUCAUUCCCCCAAAGAGUCCUUAGUCUCUUGUCCGAAAUUGAAAGAGGGGAGAAGGGAAGGAGGUCCCGGAGGCUCUGGGAUCACCAGUUCUGGUAGCCAUGCCCUGAAGGUCAAGUUAGAUCCCAUGGAAAGGGACCCUGCCACCACCCCCCCCCCCCAGACAUACCUUGAACUGCUGACAUCAUUUCAAAUUCAGCUCUCUUGGGGUGUCCAGGUGGCUGCCUCCAAUUAGUCAUUCCUUCCCUGCCUCGCUCCGAUCCCCUUGGCUUUCUCUCUGCGGUGUAGACACCAUUGACUAGCUUCCCUAUUCCCUGAGGGUCCAAUCGUUUACCUUAGAACCUUCCCUGGAAGCGGAUUUUAUCAGAACAGCCUUCUCCAUUCUCAAGAUGCUCCUUAUACCUCGUCUUUCUGAUGGACACAGGCUCCCCCAAGUGCUUGAUCCCCCCACACCAGCAUCCUUGUGCCCAAGAGUGCAGUGCGUGAAGACACCUGGGCUUCACCAUAGCCUUCUGCUGCCUGGUUCUCCAGUCUCUGGGCAAUCCCUGACCUCCCUCCUCUCCUGCCUCUACUUCCUAUUCCUGACGCCAUCCCUCCAGGCAGCUAGACAAGGACUUUUUCACCACCAGCCAAGCUCAGCCCUGCCCCCCCAGGGUACAGUGAAGGACCCACCUGUCCUCCCCAGAUCUUAGACUCAACGUGUAAGGACCUGGCCUGGCCUCCAGCCGAACAGCCAGUUCUGGGCCAGCAGCUGGCCUCAGACGGACCGUCUGUCCCAUGGAAGUUCACCAGUGCAUUUGCUGAGCAACCACUAAUUUGGACAUAACUAGAUUAAUUCCCUGGCUCCAACCAAAAAGACUCAGUUUCAACUAAAAAAAAAAAAAAAAAAAAAAAAGCGUAGGGCCAGCUGAUGUCAGGAGAAUAAGUAAAGUGUAAUUCCACUUUGAGAGUUUAAAAAGAGCCAAUUUAUAACCAAUGAAAAGGUUAUACAUCCGUCUUCUUGAGAGAACAGGAUUUUUCUUCUUGGCUUACGUCAUUCAUUCUAUCAGCAGGCAUUUGUUGCAGGCCUACUAAGUGCCCGGCACAGUGCUGGGCUCUGAGGAUACGGUGGUUAGCAGCAGACUGCACCUUGUCCUUGCUUCGUGGAGCCAGCCAGGUCUCCAGAUGCAAUGCCCACAUCUAAAUGGCCAGCUUUUGCCAUCUCAGUGAUGCGCUCUUUAGCAAUGCCAACCUGCUACAUUCAGGAAACGCACAGGGCACAGAACUUCCUGUAAGUCACUAUUUUAGAUGAAGGUAGAAGGUUCUUUUUCAAACCAGCUUCCUUUCCCAUCCAGCUGGGCCGGUACCACCCGACAGAUCAGACCUCAGAGCUUUCAGAAGCUAUCGUGCCCCCCUGCCUUUUGGGGCCAAAGCCCCAGAUAUCUGCAACCCCAGAGUGCCUAUUUGAAGGAGUUUAUCUGGAGACUUAGAGUUUGUCGUGUGUGUGUUUGCGUGUGUGUGUUCGGUUAAUGUGGGGUUUGGGGUUUCUUUCAUUUUUUUCUAGUCUACCUUAAGGGGAAGUGAACGCCUCCCAUGUGGAGACAGUGUGUGUUAUAGAUUUUUCUAAAACUUCCCAUCGGGAAGUCGGUAAUUUGUGAUGAUUCUGGAGCCCCCAGGACUCAGAUACCUAUUAUCUUGUUUGCCUCCCACCCCGUGUGACCGCCUUCCGUGUGCACGCCUCCCCCACCCCAUGGACUCACUGCUCUUCCCCGCCCCCCGCUUUCUCUAAAUGUAGGCCUAGGAUACACUUCUGUGUUGCAAAACUCAGCUAAGUUCCUGUUUCGAUCUUUAUUUUGAAAUAUUCUGUGUAAGAGGGAAGCGGGGGGGGGGGGGGAUGUUGCGAAGAGGGCAAGAAGCUGGGCACGGUUUCAACUUUCUGGACAAGAGGCCAUGACGGAGAUCGAAAGAUGUUUGGGGAAGAGCCUGAAUAAAUAGCAAUAAAAUAAACCAUCAGAGGGGAAG
This is a messenger RNA of Leopardus geoffroyi (Geoffroy's cat), 4919 nucleotides long. It is a transcript of the gene PADI2, whose product is annotated as peptidyl arginine deiminase 2. The transcript is spliced from 16 exons. Gene Ontology annotation, molecular function: protein-arginine deiminase activity; calcium ion binding. Gene Ontology annotation, cellular component: cytoplasm. The record is from RefSeq and is a predicted model, not a curated record. NCBI's taxonomy places the organism in Eukaryota, Metazoa, Chordata, Mammalia, Carnivora, Felidae. The coding region runs from base 108 to 2105 and encodes 665 amino acids.